AUCGUAGAUUUAUUUUUGAUUUUAUUUUUUGCUUUUAGUUUGGGGGUCGUUUCUGGUUCUGUUUUCGCCCCCAUUCUCCUCCUCCUUCUGGUCAGGUAUCGGAAGUAGAUGGAUGUUGGGCGUUAAUGGUAAUAACAACGUCCGUUAUGGGAUAGGAUUGUUGUUGAGUGUAUGGUGUAUGAUGUAUGAGGAUCAUACGAGCUCAGCUGAAUGGUGUCUGCGCCGCCCCCUUUGGGCUUUGGUUUUGGGGGGAAGGUAAUAGUUGGGAGGGCGCAGCACCCAGCGACUAUUGGAGUGGCAAUAUUAGACCUGAGGAGGCAGAGAAGGAGAGAAAGAAAGCUGUUAUAAACAAUCUAUCUGGAACAAUAAGAGCUCCCCAUCCAUGCAUAAAUCUGCAUAGCUGACGAUCAAACCGGGUGCGGGAAGAAGGGAAAAUCAAACCGUAAAUCUGAGAAUAGUUAGUCAAACUACUCCAUAGGUUGGUUCUCUUAGGAUAAAAAAAAAAGGGAUAUUCGCGCCUCAACGCUUCAACUACAAAUCCACAUCACUAGUACAAACCAAGAGUUAUGGGGAGAAGUAACAGAAUCAUACUAAUAAUAUCGGA
This is a messenger RNA of Aspergillus welwitschiae, 604 nucleotides long. RefSeq lists its product as uncharacterized. The annotation marks the transcript as partial. The record is from RefSeq and is a predicted model, not a curated record. NCBI's taxonomy places the organism in Eukaryota, Fungi, Ascomycota, Eurotiomycetes, Eurotiales, Aspergillaceae. The transcript has a single exon.